AUGCCCCCCAAGGCCUCGGCAGCUCACCACGCCCCCUCCCCCUCUCCUCCGCCCCACAUCAACCACGGCCAAGACCUGCUGGUCAUCCAGGACAUUGCCGACACCCUCGACCAGAUCCCGCCCGAGCUCACCAGGGUCCAUAGCGACCUCAACGAGCUUGGUGCUGUGUUGUACUCUACCCUAGUCAGCCUGGAGAAGAAGCUGCAUACCCUGAUAGGAUGGAUACAGGACCCCACCGUGACAUCCGAGAAGCGUUUCGAGCUGCUGCAGGAGAUUGCAGAGGAGGCCGCGAGGUACAAGCUGGGAGGGGACGACAAGAUUCGGGUCGCCGCUGGGGCUUGUGAUGGUAUCAUGAACCACCAAAAACACAUUUCCACGCUGCUCAAAUCUGCGACACUGCUCAACCCCUCACCGCCGUCUCCCUACUCGCAAGCGCUUACUCUCCCCUUCCCCGCACCUGCGCCCACAGGCCGGCGCGUCGCCCGUGCUGUCAAUUCGCCGUUCGGCGGGAAAGGCUACAGUGGUAGUAAUGCAGGGCCUUCAGAGACGCGCGUGGGUGAUACCCCGACCAAGCAGAAGAAGAGGAGCCGGGUGCAGCAGCUGGGGGCGAGGGACGACGAUGAGAGUAGUAGUGCGGGCGGAGGGCCCAAAAAGGUUGUCAAGAGGAGAAAGCAAAAUCGAGCAGCAUCGCCUACAGAAUCGGUGGUGUCUACUUCCGGCUUUGGCGGCAAGGCCGUCGAACCCCGUACAGCCCGUCAACUGGCCGCUGCCGCCAACCGUGCGCGACGCGAAGCCGAAGACGUCAACUCGGACACCGAGUCUCGUACAGGCAACGACGAUGGACCCAGUACGACCAAAAAGAGCGGCCCGCCCAUGCAGCCGACCUUUUCGACAGACUCCAAGGGUCUGGGGUUGGAUGUAGGGAGUAGGGAGGGGAGCAGGAGCGCGAAUGCGACGCCGACGUUGGCGUACGCUUCGACGCUGCCGAGUCAGACCGACGUCAAGCGCCCGUCUCGUCGAGGUGGAAAGAGGCCUAAUGCUGCUGCCAAUGAAAAUGACGACGAGGAAGAGGAGGAUGUCUAUGAGGACAGGCGGGACGCGCAAGUAGCAGACAUGUUUGAGGACGGCGGUGGCGCUGGAGACGAGGUCGACUCGAAUGUCUACUGUACUUGUAAACAGGUCAGCUAUGGUGAGAUGAUUGGGUGUGACGACGAUGACUGUGAGAUUGAAUGGUAUCACAUUGCGUGUCUCGGUCUCGACAAGACGCCAGAAGGCAACUGGAUCUGUCCUACGUGUGCAGAGAGGAGGAGGAAGCAGCCCAAGGUCAAGAAGGCGACCAGGGGGAGGGCGAGAAAGUAG
Molecule: messenger RNA, 1359 nt
Organism: Cryptococcus wingfieldii CBS 7118
Lineage: Eukaryota; Fungi; Basidiomycota; Tremellomycetes; Tremellales; Cryptococcaceae
Exons: 5
Coding region: 1-1359 (452 amino acids)
Biological process (GO): regulation of DNA-templated transcription
Cellular component (GO): nucleus
Source: RefSeq, a predicted model, not a curated record